AUGCCCAUGCCCCGCCGAUCAAAGAAAAAGCAGGCGCGCCUUGCCUUCGCGCCAAAAACUGCAGCUGCAUCCGCAGGUGACGGCAGCGGCAAUGAAGAGACAAGCGACCGUCAGGCUAGACUCUCAUAUGGUCAUCCUAGCAUGGCGGAAGUUCGAUCGCAAGGCUCUCGCAUCGGUGGCGCUGAACCGUCAAAGCGUCAUCGUCCUCUCCAACAAUAUCUGGAAGUGCAAAUCAGGACGCCAAAAAAAGCAGAGAGAAAGGAGCAACCACAGCCGGUAGUGUCAGAUUCAUCCGAUGACGAUAUAGUCGUCCUGAGUUCGCAUAAGAGAAAACGACCUACACUGCCCGCAAUCGCCGAACCUGAGGAUAUGGAUAUGGAUAUGGAUAUGGAAACCCCCCGCGCCCGUCGCUUGAAGCGCAAGGCUGAUAACAAUCCGAUUGUUUUGAGUGAUUCUGAUGAGCCGCUGGUUUCAUCGCCAGUGAAGAGAUUACGACGUGGACCGAAACGCGAUUCUGAACCAAGCGAUUCCGACAAGCCACUGGUUUCAUCGCCGGUAAAACGACUACAACGCGGCUCGAAAACACAAUCACAUCAAACACCCGGCGCUCACCAUAACAAAGACCAGGACCAGGAAGAGAUCGAUGAGGAUGCGAAAGACCUCCAGGACUCAGUUGUGAAAAAUUCCCGAACGCGUGGCCAUAUUGCUGGCUCGGCGAAAGAUCAGCGACAAAAAUACCUAGAAGCUCUUCGUCGCAAGCGCGCGGGGAUAAAAGAAGACAGCGACUCAGAUGCAACUGCCCGAGGAGAAACAUCCGCCACGGAAUUAUCUGAUGACGACGGUGACCGACAAUUCAAUGGUGAUGAAGACCUGGAUCAAUAUGAUGAUGACUUCGUGCUCGACGACGAUGCGACCGCACUUGGAGUUCCUACGGAGCUUCCUUUUGAAUUCACUCGCCACGCCUACAAGAAAUUGAAGGAAUACUUCGAAGACGUUGUGUGCUGGAUGGUCCACAAUAGUAUUGAUCCUGCAUUUCCUCGUUCGGAUCCAAUGUAUGAGAUGGCUUUCAAUAAGCUUGAAGAUGAAGUGAAAGGGCGAACCGGCUCUCAGUUUAUGUCCUCUGUGUGGGACGUUGCCUUUCGACGGGCACUACUUGCUCGGCCUGGUCUCGAGAUUGCUGCGUAUCCAACCGACAUGGGACAUUCGUGCGAUGCUUGCAAGCGUUCUGGACAUCCUGCUUCGAGCGAUUUGAGAUUCUCUGGGAAACCGUACUCUUUGGAGACUUUAGAACCCCUGAGUGAAGAUAGCGAGACAUCUGCGACAUCUGGGGGCGAUGAAAGCUCUGACGAAGAGGAAAAGGGGAUGGAUCGAGACAGAGAUGGUCAUAUUUUGCCCGAGGACGGUAGGAGCUUCUAUCUCGGAAAAACGUGCAAAGCCAAUGCUCAGAGUGCACAUACUUUAUACCACUGGCGAUACCAUCUCAACGAGUGGGUUGUCGAUCAUCUCCAGCGCAUGGGACAUAUGGAUGAUGACGAAGUCUUGCGCCGGAACAAAAUGAAGCAGAAGCAUAAGACGCGCAAUGCCAUUGAGGUUAUAAAGACGAUGAAAGAAAACAAUGAGAUCGAAAAGCUCUGGCGCGACUUUCAUACUAAUCUCAAAGUGGCUCGAGAAGAGCAGAAUCAUCCUGCUCGGACUGGUCGUUUCUAG
Molecule: messenger RNA, 1707 nt
Organism: Penicillium manginii
Lineage: Eukaryota; Fungi; Ascomycota; Eurotiomycetes; Eurotiales; Aspergillaceae
Exons: 5
Coding region: 1-1707 (568 amino acids)
Cellular component (GO): nucleus
Source: RefSeq, a predicted model, not a curated record